AUGCCGAUGUCACUCAUUAAGAAGAUCGUCAUUGCUUGGAUUCUGAAGGCCAUGGAGGCCAUCGCUCUCUUGGACACUAUCACCUCGUUCUGGUCCUCCCUGCUCAGCAACGCGAGAGCAGAGCUGCUCUUGGCCGAGGCCAUUUUCCGAGGCCUUUUACCUGGUGUCAUGAAGCUCCUCUCGUCCCUUUUUCGUGAACCCUUCCCUUCUCUGGAACGCCUCAUGUCUCUUCUGCAGGCCACUCGGUACCUCAGGCAUUGGGGGGUCUACUUGAAGCUUGCCAUACCCAAGUCUGGCUUCGAUCUGCCUAUCUUGCUCUACGUUGGCUCUGCUACUGGCGUGCUCGGGUUCAUUGGUCGCUUCAUGUCGCACCUCUCGGCAAUGAUUCGGGGCAAGUCCGACGGCUUCUACGAGCUUUGGCACGAGCACAGCGACAAGUACGAGAUCGUGUACCUUGAGCUCUUGUGUCUUCCCGAGUUCUCGCACCGAAACGCCUCGAAUUGGUUGCGUGUUCAGGCCAGUCUCCUUUGCUUGCUUGCCGAGUCUGUCCUCAUGCUCCUCUUCGGUGCCCACUCGGUCUUGUACCAGGGCUCGGAUGCCGUUGCCUUCACCUUCUCGACUUCCUCUGCCUCGGCCUCGGCUACCCAUCCUUUCGUCAAGCCCACAAACCGCUCCGAUCCGCUCAAGACGCCCCCUACCAAGAAGCAUGGCGAGGCGACGCGCGACAAGGGCGACUUGUCGUGCACACUCUGCGGCAAGUUGUUCCAGACGCCCCUCGCUUACGCUCGUCAUAUGCGCCAUCGUGCGCCGCCGCGGCUCAGCCCAACCCCUGCUCACAAUGCGACAAGUCGCUCAACGUGA
Molecule: messenger RNA, 861 nt
Organism: Trichosporon asahii var. asahii CBS 2479
Lineage: Eukaryota; Fungi; Basidiomycota; Tremellomycetes; Trichosporonales; Trichosporonaceae
Exons: 2
Coding region: 1-861 (286 amino acids)
Source: RefSeq, a predicted model, not a curated record